Molecule: messenger RNA, 1632 nt
Organism: Panicum virgatum (switchgrass)
Lineage: Eukaryota; Viridiplantae; Streptophyta; Magnoliopsida; Poales; Poaceae
Product: protein RDM1-like
Exons: 4
Coding region: 170-826 (218 amino acids)
Cellular component (GO): nucleus
Source: RefSeq, a predicted model, not a curated record
AUACUCAAAAGCCCAAAAGGUCAUCACUAACCAAGCCGUCGAGGGUUUCGAUUUACUCGGAAUCUGUCUCCGGCGCCGGCGACCUGCGACGGCGAGCUCCGCCUCCGCCGCCUCCUCCUCCCCCCCAACCGCAUCCCCUCAGGCGAGGUUUCUCCUCUGUGAUUCGGAUAUGAAGAGGGCGGCGCCGUCCUUGGAGCCCCAGGACGUGUCUUCCGGCACUUCUUCGAGCUCGGAUUCCGACCAAGAGGCCGGCAAGGGGCAGGGCGGGAACGUUUCCAAAGCUGCUGCGACAGCAGAAGAUGCAAAGAGGGGGACGCUGCACGAAGAACCGCAGGAUGUAUAUUCUGAUGAUUCCAUGAGCUCGGAUUCUGAUGAUGAGGCCAGUAAGGGGAAUGGUUGGAACACCUUUGGUCUGCCCAGUUCCUCCAAAGCUGCUUCGACGGCAGAAGGUGCUCUGAUCAGGAGGGCGAAAAUGUAUCAACAUUUCAUGAAGCACAUUCCAGUUCCUGCUUACCGUGAUUCCGUAAUCCCAUUCUCAUCCUGGCUGGGACUCGGCAGAUCACUGAAGCAGUUGUAUGACCAACCCUUGCAUUACCUCACUAAUGUCCUAUUGAAAAGGUGGGAUCAGCAAAGGAUUGGGAGUGAUGAUGAGCAUCGGCGUCUUGAUGCUAUCAUCCACCCUGUGAGAGCUGAGACCCUAAUUUGGGCUACUGAAGAAGUCCAUAGGCUGACCACCUCUGGCCAGCACUUAGCUAGUCUCUGGGCGUCAGAUCCCAUGUAUCACGCUUGCAUAGAUCCAGUGUUCCCUUCCAUAAAGUUGGAUUAGCAAACUUUACAAGCUGGGCCUUUUUGUUGUCUAUUUUGGGACGGCUGCAAGCCUGCACAGUUUUGUUUGCUCAAUAGCAAGUUUCAAUGUAGUAAUAUGAACUCCAAGUGAUCGUUGUUCCAACUUCCAAGUAUUUAUUUUAACGUUGUUUUUAGCUCUUGAACAGUCGCCAUGUCAAAGAAGAAAACUGGUGGUGUGGAUCUCAGUGCUUUGAGCCGGCAUGGAUACUGUGGUGGCCCAUCUGUCUUGACAGUUCGUCCUCAGCAGGAAUCUAACUGGUCAUGGUCCACCGGAAAAGACCGUGAUGACAAAGAAGCUGCACCCGAGUCCUAUGAAGAACGGGAGCGCACGAGGGCUGCUGUAACUGAAGGAGAGAAGCUUAUUGGUGUGCAGAAUGCACCGCCGAACCAGUUACUAUUAGAGAAAGACCAUAAGAAUGCUUCCUUCUCGCAGAAGGAGAAGCGGAAGAGGGACCGUGGUCAGGCCAGCAGAGGGAAGAACUAUGUUGAGGAGGAGAAGCGGCUCCUGAGAGGGAGUGGGAUUUACUCUGGCUUUGAUACUUGACAUUACCUGUUAUGAAUGCAGUAAGACUUCUAAUAUGUCUGCCUACUGAUUAAUCCUUUGUUUUCAAGCUUCAUCUUGUGCUUUGGCUGUUGUUGUGUCGCUAAAAUACUAGUGUGUCUGUGAGUGUAGGGCUGGUUAGCGUUGAGCUUCCUUUGAUAUGGGACUGAAGUUUGGACUUUGGAUAUGCCUAUAUACUGCUACUCAAAUAGUACUGCUGCGAUCGAUAUGUAUUUCAUGCCCUA